AUGGAUAUUUCAGUUGAGUCACUUUUAGAGGAGUUGGAUGCCGCUAAAGAGUUAUCUGUACUAUUCGACAUUGCCGAUUCACUAGGAUUGGAUAUUAAUGCAACGGAUAUCUCAGAAUUCAAGAAUAAGCUUACUCAAUGCGUACGUCAGUUGCAGCCUAACGAAAAACAAGUUACAUAUCAUGAUCAAAUUAAGAAAUUAAAUGUUAUUAGAAAUGAUGAUGAUAAAGCAAGUAAGGCGCUAUCAGCUCUGCAAGCAGAUAUUAACGAUAUGGAAAAGAAAUUUGAUAAGUUACUUCCUUGCGGAAUAAAUGGGCUUAAGAUGGAAUGCCCGGAUAAAAAUGAACAAAAGGACAAUUCAAAAAUAUUAGACGAUUUUAAAUAUCCUAUUCUUGUUACGGGCGAAACUAGCGCUGGAAAAUCUUCAUUGCUAAACUAUCUGCUUGGCUUUGAUUUAUUACGGAAUCAUACACUAAGUUGUACGAAUAGAAUAUGCGAAAUAAUGUACGGAGAAGAGCCAAAAAUUAGCAUAAUAAACGUUAAUGAUGAUAGUCAACUCUUUACUAGAAGUUGGACACUGGAUGAAAAAGAUAUUGCUAAAAGAGAAAUUCAAUCAUUGACAGCAGAAACAGGUCUUAUACAGGGCUCCAACGAAAGCAAAGAAAUAAAAAUCGAUGGUAUUGCGGCAAAUAUAUUGGUUAGGAUUUAUUGGCCAUCAGAAUUUUUAAAGAGUGGCUUACAAAUUGUCGACAGUCCAGGAAUUGGCGAAGAAAUUGAGAAUCCGAAAGCCUUGAAAAAUUAUAUCUUUAAAGCUGUUGCCUACAUUAUUGUCAUUAAUGCUGCUAAUGCUGGAGGGAUUCAGGAGGAAAGGCUUCAACUAUUACUACAACAAAUAUCGGGCGUACUGAGACAGAGUGGUUAUUUUAAUCCCUCUAUGGCUCUAUUCAUAUGCAAUAAGUGGGAUUCUGUAAAUUCUACUGAAAGAAAGGAGGUAAAAGCUUACAGCUUAAAAAAACUAAGAAAGUAUUGGGCUGGAAUAAAGGAGUCUCAAGUAAUCUUCCUCUCUACCAAAGAGUUAUUAACGGCUAGAGCAUGUAAUGAAGAUGUACUAAUUCCACCAGAAGCUGUACAACUAUUUGAAAGGCUUAAUGUCAUGGUUCCACUUAGCCGUCAACAACAGUUAUUUAAAAUUUAUUGCUCAAUGGUUGCUCCCGUUGAAGGAGUGCUGGAAACGUGUAGAAGCUAUCUUAUGAAAGCACAAUUAAAAAAGGACAAUCGAAAAAAAGCUAAAUUUAUGCUAAAACAGUUACAAAACAUUAUUAAAGAGUCUUCUAAGGAAUUAGCAAAGAAAAAGAAUGCAUUAAUUAAUGAUAGUGUGAAAAGAUAUCAGGAAUUUGUUCAAGGUUUGAAUAAUGAUUCUAUAGUCAAUUGGUCAAAAAAUGACCUUUUAGACGAAGAAUUAGAAGAAAAUGAUUCGAAGAAAUUACAAGAAAAUGUUGUUAACAAAGUUACGCAACGAUUAAAUUGUCAUCUGAAAUACAUUGCUACAGAAAUACAAAAAGAUCUUUGGGUUGUUAGAGAAUUGUUACGAAAAGAAUAUAUUACUAGGCUUAAUAAUGUUACUGAUCAAUCACAAUUUAACUUGAUUGAAACUAGUGGUGUCGAAUUUAGUACUCAUGUUGACAAUUUCUACUUAGACGAAACAUUUAAAUAUUCUAUAAUAUCACAAUCAUAUAAAUUACGCGAUAUAUGGCCUAACACGAUCACGAGUAAAGGCUCUCCACUACAUUAUUUUGGGAAAUCGCAAAAUCGAUUAGAGAUUCAGAAGUUUAAAGAAAACAAAACUGAAAUAUUGCAACAGUAUACACUAAUGAUUCUUGAAUAUAUUGCUUCAGAUAAUUUUGCGGAAAAAUUAAUUAUUAAAAAAUUUUAUUCCUUAAUAACUGCCUUACUAGAUAAUGUGGAAAAUAGCGUAUUAGAAUCUUCACAGCGUAAAAUUAAAUUUAUCAAGAAAAUUUUGGCCGAUAAAUCGGAUAAAGAAAUUAACAGAAUUUAUCUACCAAUUAAAGAUGAAGCUAAGAAACAAUUGAGAAAAUUGCAUAAAUUUUAUUUACAACAUUUAAGCGAAUCAGCGAUUAAAUUUGAAGAUCUGCAGGAAUGUCAUACAGAAUCUGCUCCAUUAUCUGUCGGUUUAAAAGUAAACUUAUAUCGGAAGAAGCUGUGUGAAAAUGAUACAGUAAAUAACGUAAUUAUUCAAGCUCCGGUUAAUGAGUCAAUGCAUGAUAUGCAAGAUUUUAUUAACGACUGCUAUAUCAUCAGCACACUAGAAUCCAGGAAUAUCGCAAAAUUUCUAGGUAUUUGCUAUGUUUCAUCCCCAGAAAUAACGGCUAUUGGCAUUUUUGAAGAUUGCCAUGAAACUUUAUAUGAGCUAAUCCUAUAUAAUCAAACUAUUAUUGGUGAAAAUGAUGCAGCUAUUACUCGAUUGAAUAAGAUUUAUUCCUUUGUUAUCCAAAUUAUACAAGGAAUUAAGUAUUUACAUGAGAACGACCUAAUUCAUGGACAUUUGACAGCCGGAAAUAUUUUGAUUUAUCGACGAAAAGAUCACUAUAAAAUAAAGCUGUGCCAUGCAAUAAAGCAUUGCACAAUCUACCCGAAUGUUCAAUUCGAGAAAUCAAUAAUCCAUUAUUUAGGACCAGAAGUCUUAAAAAAUCACAGCUUUCAAGAAGCUUCAGAUAUCUACAGCUUUGCGGUGUUAUUCUGGGAGAUAUGGUAUUGGAAAUUGAUAGCUAAUCUGUUUAACUGGAAUAUUUAUACUGAUUAUGACGAAAAAAAGAAGUACUUAUUUGCAGCAAGUGCAUUAAUUCCUGAAUUUCAUGAAAAUAUGCUGAAUAUAUGUGUCCAAUCCCUGUCUGCUAAUCCUGACGAUAGACCGACUAUAAAUUUCUGGGAAGAAAAGCUAGAUGAAGCUGCAAAGUUACACUAA
Molecule: messenger RNA, 2982 nt
Organism: Trichoplax adhaerens
Lineage: Eukaryota; Metazoa; Placozoa; Uniplacotomia; Trichoplacea; Trichoplacidae
Exons: 10
Coding region: 1-2982 (993 amino acids)
Biological process (GO): protein phosphorylation
Molecular function (GO): protein kinase activity; ATP binding
Source: RefSeq, a predicted model, not a curated record